Molecule: messenger RNA, 2002 nt
Organism: Panicum virgatum (switchgrass)
Lineage: Eukaryota; Viridiplantae; Streptophyta; Magnoliopsida; Poales; Poaceae
Exons: 15
Coding region: 374-1330 (318 amino acids)
Source: RefSeq, a predicted model, not a curated record
GACCGGCACGCCGCCCUUGCCUCCUUCCCUCGCAGUAGUCUUCCACAACUACUCAUCUCGGCGCCGAGCGACCGAGCGAGAGAGAGCGUGGACUCACGUGACCAUGCGGAUCAUGAGGCGGCUCUUGCUGGCGGCAGCGGCGGCGGUGCUGCUGCUGCUGCUCGUCGCGGGGCCGGCGGCGGCGCAGGACGCGGCGGUGGAGGGCGUGGCGCCGGCGGCGGAGGAGCUCGCCGCGAACGCGAGGGCCAAGGAGGCGGCGGUUCUGGCCGCGGAGCUGGUCCAGCUCCGGGGGAAGAUCUCCGCGUAAGAGUCACACAUUGCAGACCAGACCCUGGAGUUGAAGACCAAGGACGAUGCAAUUGAAACACUGGACAUGAUUGUCAAGGAGAAGUCGCAGCAGAUAACUACUAUGCAGAAUCAAGCAGCUUCCCUCCAGGCGAAGGGAUCUUUAGCUGCAGAGGAGCAAGCAAGCAAGGCCAAUGCACGGGCUAUUGAGCUCGAGAAGCAGAUUGAGAAGCUCAAGAAGGAUAUUACAGCACAAAAAAGCAAAAAGGCAGCUCUGGAGGCUAGGGCCGGCGAUGCAGAUAAGAAGGUGCAAGAGCUGAAUAUGAAGCUGGAGAAACUCCAGAGGACAAGCGAUGAUCAAAAGCGCAGGAUUCAGAAGACUGAACAUGCUCUUAAAGUUGCUGAGGAGGAACUGAUGAAGGUGCAGCUGGAAACAACAACUAAAGCAAAACAGCUGAGAGAGGUUCAUGGAGCCUGGUUGCCACCUUGGUUGGCGACACAUGCAGCUCGCUCUAUGGAGGUGGUAUCAACUCACUGGAACGAACAUGGGAAACCUGCCUUCGACAGCUUAUUGCAGAAGGCAUCAGAAAAAUCAGCACAGGCAAAGAAAUGGGCUGAGCCCCAUGUGGAAACUUCUAAGACGAAAUGGAUGCCUGUUGCUAAAGAAAAAUGGGCUGCCUUGAAGAAAAAUGCGGAGCCUUAUGUCCAAAUGGUCUCAGAGAAAUCAGUGGAGGUUUAUCAAACAUCAAAUGACUUUAUCAGGCCUCAUCUUGUAAAUGCACAUCAAGUUGCUGACCCCUACCUCCAGGAAGCCAAGAAAUUAUCCAAACCCUAUAUCGAUCAAAUUGCUACAGCCACUAAACCACAUUUUGAGAAAAUUAGAACUACUCUGAAGCCUUAUACUAAAAGAGCAUGCCAUGUAUAUGGACAAUUUCUUGAGACGGCUACUACAUAUCAUCAGCAGAUCUACGACCAUAGACAAGAAUCUCAGCCAUUUUCAUUUCCAGGCUCAGGCAACUAUCUCAGAUUACCUUCACCAACAUGAAUUUACAAAACAAUUUGUAACUGAUGAGUUGGUGUGGUAUCUGGCUGCUGCUUUGUUGGUUAUGCCCGUUUUUGUUUUAUACACACUCCUAGUUGACACAUUCUGUACCAAGAAGCAGAAGAAAACCCCACGGAGCAGUAAUGCCAACCAUGGUCAUAGGAGACAUAAGCGCCGGCAUGCUGACAAAUAAAUAGUAGAUAAACACUUCAGGCUUGUCUAUGGUGUGCCACAUUGUAAUGGAAGAAGAUCAUGAAGUUUGGCAUGUUACCUUUCAGGCUUUCACUGAUGAGUUCGUUGUCAGGCAUACACACGCUACAUGGUGAUCUUGGACCAUCACUGAACCUUGCUGUGUAUCCAAGAGUUGCAAUACACACAAGAACUGUAUUUCUGCCCCCCAAUGUAUGGGCAGAGUUGUAGGUGCGUAUGUAUUUCAUAAUCGAGUAGGGAUUGCGUCCUUAAAUCUAUGGGUGUUCAUUUCAUUGUUUAUUUGUAGCCUCGUGCAUGUGUUUGAGCUUGUGUCUACUCGUCCUUUGUUGGUCAGUUGUAUCUGUAGCUUUUAGUGCAGCUAAAACUUCUCCGCCUGGCUGAAGCACAUUUCUGAAUCUGUCAAAGAUUCUAGCCAGUGUUAUCUGGUCCAGCAUAUUUGAUAGAUUUGCGUGAAGUUAUAAGCAA